AUGGCCUCUCGAAACUCAAGCUCCCACUCUAAAAAAAAUGACAACAAAGCAAAUGUUCCAGCUUCUGCUACACCCGCUUUUGCAGCUACUACAGCUACUACUACCGCUACUACAGCUGCUACUUCUUUUUCUAAUCCUUGUCACAAAGAAAAAGAUAAAAAGAAAUGCCCAACGGAAAAGACUUUGUUGCUAAAAAAUGGAGACCAACAAGAAACCGGUAAAAAUGUUUGUAAAAAAUCAAAUGAAGAAGCCGUUGCUAACCCAUUAUCCAGAAUACCAAACACAUCGUCAGCUGCUCCACCGAACGAGGAUAAAUUCCGUAACGACAUUCCCGAUUCUACUGAAGUUUCGCCAGAUGAGAGUCUAGAAACUGAUCUUGAGGAAGAAGAAAAUAAAUCACAAUUAAGUUUAUCCAUAAAAUUGGAAACGAUGCAUUACAGACUCGCUUUUGGGUUUGCAACUAUGGCAAUAGGGCUGGCUGUUGCUAGCGGGCUGUACGCUGUAUACAGGGUUCUCACACCAGGUCUCAUCGCGGAAGAAUCGCAAGUUGUGAAGAUGAGGCACCGUGACGAAUACAUCCCCCUGAAGCAGUUGAAGCUACUCGCCGGCGACGACCACAAAAACAAACCGGACGACAAAAAAGAUGACGACAGCGCGUCCGUUCAGCCUUCUACAAAGCAGCAAAUUUUUCCUCAAAGAGCCAGCGGAAGCUUGCGCGGAUCGGCCAAGGAAAAUUUUUCAGGAUCGGGAAAUAUUCCUGGAGAGUCUAUAGAACUAGCUGAACUUAAUCCUGCAGCUUUAGUAAUCCCGGCAGCCCAGUUAGAACCAGCGGUACAAUUAGAUCCGGCGGUUCAGUUUGAUCCGGCCGUACAAAUGGGAGCGUAUAAUUAUGGAAAUGAGGCUAGGUUAAGGAGUAGGAGCAGAGCUAAUGCGGAUCUUUAUUGCUCGUAUAUGGAAAAUAAAACAUUCGCGAGCUUAUUAUUAUUUUUACUUCUACUCAUUGUUAUCGCUUUGAUUGCACGUCCAGUAACAAGAUGGAUUAGUGAACUUGCAUAG
This is a messenger RNA of Helobdella robusta, 1056 nucleotides long. RefSeq lists its product as hypothetical. The transcript has 2 exons. Lineage: Eukaryota; Metazoa; Annelida; Clitellata; Rhynchobdellida; Glossiphoniidae. The record is from RefSeq and is a predicted model, not a curated record. Bases 1 to 1056 code for a protein of 351 amino acids.